AUGUCUUCAGUAUUAUCAAAUAUCAACAGUAAUCCAUGUGAACAAGAUUUUGACUUAAUUCUUCGAUCCGCAAUGAAACAAGAGACAUGGGCAAUGAAAGUAGUCGAUGCUUGGGGAAAACUAUUACCAUCAGGAAUACUGAAAGGAAAUGUUUAUUGGGUAGGCAAUUAUGAUGAAUGUAUAAAUCCAAUGUAUGAUAUAUCAAAGAAAAUAUUCAUUUCCCAACCAUUCGAUACACAAUAUUGUAUGUAUAUUCAUCUUAUUACAGAAUACAUUCGAGAGUUUUUUUUAGGUACUCUUACACCACCAGCAUCUCGAUCUGGUUUAAUUUCAAUGGGUUCUCUUGUUGUUGGUGUUUGUGUUCCAUCAUCAUGUGAUCGACAAUCAGUCGCCUCUUUAAUUCAUACACUUUUCAACAUGACUGGUAUAACUUCACAGAAUCUUAUUUGUUCUAAUGAUCCACCAAAUGGUCAAAAAGGUCUUACAAGCGGAGCAAUAGCAACUAUUGUCAUUCUUUCACUUUUGGGUUUACUUAUUCUUACUGGAACAAUUCUUGAUCUUAUUCACAGGCCAAAAUUGUAUUUAGUUCAUAAUCUACCAGUGUAUAAUAGUGCAUAUAAUCAUUUAGUUGAUGAUGGUGAAACAACGAUUCAAUCUGAAUUGCAACAAAUAUCAAGAAACUUUCCUCUUAAAUCAAAAACACGAACAGUAUUUCUAGCAGAGUUUUCUGCAUUAAAAUCACUUCGUCGAAUAUUUACAUUGGAAGAAAAAUCUAAUGGUGAUAAGAAUGAAUCAUUUUUAUUUCUUAAUGGUAUUCGAGUAUUAUCAUUAUUUUGGGUAAUUAUUGCUCAUUCAAUACUUUUUGGUUUAUCUUAUACAAGUAAUAUCGUAGAUAUUCGUGUUGCAACACGUAAUAUAGCAUUUCAAUUAGUAGGAGAUGCUCAAUUUAGUGUUGAUACAUUUUUUGUUUUAAGUGGUUUUUUAACUGCAAUUUUAUUUAUUCGUCAAGUGAAAAAAGAAAAACUAUCAUCCCGUUUAAUGUUUCUUUAUUAUAUUCAUCGAUAUAUUCGAUUAACACCAGCAUAUCUAUUAAUGGUUCUUGUUAGUAUAAAUUUAACAGGAUAUUUUGGACAAGGACCUAUAUAUCCAAUUGAACAAGGAUUUGAAUCAAAAGGUUGUCGUACACGAUCUUGGUGGACAUCGAUUCUUUAUCUUGGUAAUCUAGUAAGACCAGAUGAGAUGUGUUUAAAUAUAGCAUGGUAUCUACAUAAUGAUAUGCAAUUUCAUUGGAUUGCACCAAUAACUUUAAUUCCAUUUGUUCUUCGACGAAAGACUAUAGCAUUUGUCAUUGCAAUACUUUUUAUUUUCGUUACAAUUGGAUCAACUUUAGGUAUUCUUCUUUAUUAUCCGAAUAUGUCACUCAGUUAUCCAGGUGGUGGAGCUAAUAAUGAUGGUCCUAGUUACUACAACACUAUUUAUGUUAAACCAUGGUGUCGGAUAUCUGCAUAUGCUAUUGGAAUUUUAACUGGAUAUAUUAUUACAAUUACAGGCCGCCAAUAUCGUAUUAAUAAAUAUAGUAAAAUUAUUGGAACUAUUCUAAUUGUUGCGAUUGCUCUGAUAUGUCUAUUUAUCACUUAUCCAAAUAAUAUCCGUGUACCUGGUCUAAGUCGAUCAGAAUCAGUUGCAUAUACAACACUUUCACGAACAUUCUGGUCAAUUGUUAUUGCUUGGCUUGUAUUUUUAUGUAGUACAAAUCAAGGUGGAAUAGUAAAUACAAUACUUUCUUGGCCUAUUUGGACUCCAUUAGCACGACUUAAUUAUUCAUGUUAUUUAGUUCAUUCUACGAUACUUCAUAUUAUUAUAUUCAAUCAAACUAUGCCUUUCUAUUUUAAAGGACAUCUUCUAGUAAAUAAUUUUAUUUCACAAAUUUUUUUUAGUUAUGUUGCAGCUAUUUUAGUUUCGAUCUUUUUUGAAACGCCCUUUUUUAUUGUUGAAAAAAAAUUAUUUAAACGAUAA
Messenger RNA from Rotaria sordida, 2016 nucleotides. NCBI's taxonomy places the organism in Eukaryota, Metazoa, Rotifera, Eurotatoria, Philodinida, Philodinidae. The record is from the annotation of a GenBank genome assembly.